AUGGAGAUUCUUCCAAUCCUAGAGGCUAAGGCGUCUCCAAAACCUAAUGUAUGGUACGUUCUCUCUCCGGAGGGAGAUGGUCCAUGCAUUAGAGUAGGCCAUACUUGUACAUUUGUGGCUGAUGAAUCCAGACGUGUUUUAGUGAUCGGAGGAGCAAACCCUGAUGGAUCUUUUGCUGAUGUGUUUGUCUUGGAUCUAGGUGUGUUCUUAUAAAAAGUGUAUUCUUCUUGCUUAAUAUACAAUUUAUCGACUUAGAUAAUGGUUUGGGGAGAUAACUAUCGUCUGGGAGAAACGGUUACCAUGGAGACUUGACUGACAGAUGUCAAACGUACGCUGUUAUCGCUUCACCCGACAUUUAUAUAGCAGAUCAGUAGCCUGCAGCUGGUUGUUGUUUUUUUUUUGGCUCAAUAUAUUGUUUUUUUUGGUUCAUAAAAAGGAGGAGAUUCACUACUUGAAAGCUGAACCGAGGACAAAUAAGAAAACAAUGGGUGGCAUAAAUAGCUAAUCAAUAGCGAAUCAUCAGCUGUUUAAUAUUUAAUAUUACUGUCACCAAAAGUAACGAGUGACUAGUGAAAGUAACGAGUGACUAAUUUACUACAGCUAACAAAUUUUUCUGGCUUAUUUUGUCUCAUAAUGUCAUUGAUUAAUCAUUUGUGUUAUUCACAACUUUUUGAUUACCUUCUGCAUUACUGGUCGACUAGCCUGCAGAGUGUGGCAGAACUCAAGGAGAUCCUGCAUGAGCAGACCCAUUUUGUACUGAGCCUAAUUUUAACAAAAAGACUGAUGCAUGCACUUGCCAUACUCGGCAGACUGGCUCAUUGAUUUUAUGCUCACAGAUUACUUAUGUUAUUUCACUGCUUUACCUUUUGGAAUUUCCAGUUUUUUAACUAUGAAAUGUAAGGUGUUGUUAGGCUGAGCGAUGCCGCCAUAGUUUUCACACAAGAUAACUUACCACUUAAGUAGAAGUAACAACACUGAUUUUAUUUGUAUUGGUAAAUCAUAUUUAUACACAUUAUUAUUAAGGCGUUCCUUAAGCAGAUCUACGUAGCAAACCAAGAGAACAUUUUUGGCACAUAACACUCAAGCAAUAAUGAAAGCGGCGGAUUACACUGCGGUUUAUACUGAGACUAUUAUACGUAAUGGUGAUAAUAAGAUAAUAUGUGAUAUCAGAGCACGUAUUCUAACAGUGUGAUAUUUUCUUUCCUCUAUUUUUUUGGUGCAUUAGAAAAGGAUGAGUGGAGCUGUCCAGAGUGGAAGGGCAUCACCAGUCGUUAUGAGCACUCGGCAUUCAUUCCUGAGUGUAAUCCUCAGAGGGUUUAUGUAUUUGGUGGAGCUCAGCAAGCUACAAACUUGAACGGUGUUCAAUUUCUUGAUUUAGGUAACGUGAGUAUUUUGUAUAGUCAUGUUCAAUAGUCACAUAGUGUACAUGUACGUCAAUAGACACUGUAGGUUAAGAAGCUGGGAAAAGAUUCAAAAUCAGCCUUAGAUCAGCAUACUGUAAGCCACUGGAUUGUGAGGGAGGGUUUAUAGUUAUGGUAAUAUCAAUUGUGUUUUUCUCAUUUAAAGAAUUAGCAACUGUUUUAGUAAUAAAUUGAGGUGUACCAGCAUGUAUUAACCCAUUUGCCCCUGAACCACUCAUUACCACACUUGUGGAUCCAUGUCCCUUGUUCCCCUUGUGACAUUAUCAGUUUUAAUUUUGUCAUUUAAUGGCCUGUUUACAUGGAGGUGGGGGACCCCAGAUAGGUGAGGAAACAUGUGGCAGAUCACCCCACCUAUCACAUAAACGUGAUCAAAUUAAAGUGAGAGAUUAUAUGGACAGGCGGGUUACCUCACCUACCUGGGGUCCCCCACCUCCAUGUAAACAGGUCCUAACUUGCACAGGGGGAAGAGAUUUUUCAAAGAUAGGAGAAUGAGAAUGAUUCGGUCAAGAAGGCCAGAGAAAAAGGUAUAAAACCAUAAAAAGUUGAACCAAAAUUCAAAUGAAAAUCUUCUUCCACCACCCACCUGCACUUCCUUCCCGAAAGAGGAGAGAAGGAGGGAAAGUAAAAGGUAAAAGUUGAGACUGCGUUGCCACUUAGCAUCCAAGAAUUAUUAUUACUUUGUGCACAUGCUAGAACUUUAGAGGCCAAUAUUUAGCAUCUGGAACAGAAGGCCUCAGAGUUCUUCUCGUGUAAAUGGCAUGUUUAGGUUCUUUAUAGCCAGACAGCGACCAGGAAAAUGGUUUGACUAGCUUCAAAACCCAUUUUUGGGCAAAAUCCGAGGGAUGAAUAAGUACCGUUUAGCAAUUAUUUACAAAAUUAUCUUUCAGAGAAAGGCCAAUGGGAAACAGUUGAGACAACAGGGAACCCACCUUCUCCAAGAACGUGUCAUUCUAUGGCAUCAGUAGGCAGCAAGUUUUAUGUGUUUGGAGGUGGAUUAAGUGGCCCUGAUCCUGUGCCAGAUACCACUUUGCAUGUCUUUAAUGCUGGUAAGAUGUACCAUCAUGACUGAAACUAGUAAUAUGUUUCACGUUAUUCUCCAUAUAAUGAUCUCCUUUUCUACUCCAGGUCAUUCUCAUUCAGUGAGAAAAAUGUGUUUAAAAAUCAAGACAUAAUUGAAAUAAACUACAUGUAGUGAUAACAUUUAAUACAGUGGUCAUAGUCAGUUGUAAAGGGUGAUCAAAUGAAACUUCCAUUAAGCAGACACCCUCGGGGUACUGGCAAGUAGCUGUUCAGGAGAGGUUUGUCAUUAAUCGGCAUCAUCUUUAGCAGAAACAUAACUUUAUUUUAAAACAAACAUGUGAUGGAAGAGGUCCAUGAUCAGUUGUCACCUUCAAUCUUGGACUGUAUUCUCCUUCAUCAUAUUCUUAAAAAGAGGAUAAACUAAGCGUAUCAAGACUUGAUACCCUUAGUGCUUGAUGGUCACUUGAUAGAGGUGACAGCAAUGGGACAACUCUGAUUGGGAUGGCCAAAAAGUGACCGGAGUUGUUUAAUUAAAUAGAGGUUUAAUUUGAAUUUUUCUAUUAUUUUGGGAUUUCUGGCCACUUACAUGUAAUAGAGGGUGGCGUCUUAAGGGAGGUUUGACUGUACCACUUUAAGACGGAAUCCACCGGGAAAUUGAGUAAUUUAAAUUUUCAGUGGACAAAGCCUUGUACCAGGAUAAUUUAAACAACAUCACAUUCUUUUUUACAUUUUCAAGGGCUAUAGAUAUAAUUAGUUAUCUGUAAUAGCAUCAAAGACUAUUUCUAAUGGGAGCCCAAGAAAAUAAAUGUCAAAUUCCACAAGAAUUCUGAAAACAUACAAUGUAGGUAAAAUUCUGAAAAUUUCAUGUGUAAGAUGUUGGUGUUUUUUUUAAUUUGACUUCUUUUUUCUCGGGCUCUCAUAAGAAAUUUUCUUUGGUGCAUGUUAUUACAGAUAACUGAAUACAUCUAUAGCCCUUGAAAAAUGUAAAAAAGAAUGCGAUAUUGUGUAAAAUACUCUGGUACAAGGUUUUGUCUACUAAAAAUUGGAAUUACUCAAUUUCUUGAUGGAUUCUGUGUUAAUACUAAUCAAGUUCAGAUUUACAGUAUAGCCCAUACGUGAAGCAUGCAGGCCAUAAAUACAUUAAAAGUGGGAAAAAAAACAAAAAAUUUUUCCAUUUUCUGUUACCAAUAACGUAACUUUGUGCACUUAAAGUGGCACUGAAGGGCUGAUUCAAUUGAAUGCUGAAGCUGAUCUGUGGCACUGAUCAACAAAUCUUAACCAAUGUUUAUAAGCAAUCAGAAAAAAGGAAUUUAUGGUAUUGAAGUUCUACUUUAAAUGGUCAAUCUUCAAACAAAACAAUUGUUCUAUUUGCAUGUGCAGAGGACAACAGUUGGAGUCAGCCUGAAGUGAAGGGCAGCCCACCUUGUUCCCGUCACGGUCAUGUGUCGGUUGCAAUUGGAACAGAUAUUUAUGUUCAUGGUGGAAUGGCUGGAACAGAUAUGUUUGAUGAUCUUUACAGAUUUAACACUGGUAUGCCAACCAGACUUGUUGCAAAAGUCAUAACAUUAUUACACCUUCUGCCCAAAAUAAAAUAUUUAAAACAAGAGUGAUUAAAACUGAGAUAAAAAAUGAUAUUACAGUACUGUGUAAUAUAUUUUUGAACAAUAACUGCCUCAUUUCUGCCAGACUGAUACAAAUACAUGUAAAUGGCAAGAAGAGCAUUCACUGCAAAACACAGACUGGAGACCCUAAAAACCGUAGUCCGCAGUCAGUCUGCAGUCUUCAAUUUACACUGCCCCAAAGAGUGCAUCAUGGGAUAUCCAUGGGAUAUCCACAGUAUUUUCUGUGUGCAAGGAGUCGAGGGUAUGCAGGGACAAGUCAGAAAAAACAGUGGAUGUAUUCAGAGCUUUAGGUAACAGAAAGGAGAAGUGUGACAUCAGAUUACCAUGGUAGCAAAAUUUCAGGAUCUCAACAAUUGUUCUUGACAGACAGGACCAUCUGCAUCGUCGAACAAUGGAUGAAAAGUAUGGGCUAUGGUUUUGUUCCUGCUGCAGUCAUGUACAGGAACAUUAUACACGUCAUUUUUUCCAUUAUUUGCAGGACCACGUUUGCUUAGAUCCAGAAAUUUUGCUACCAUGGCAAUGUGACACAACAACUUCUCUUACAGAUACACCGUACAAAGAGCCAGUAGAGCCAAAACCAGUGAGUCAUGGAUGCCUCAGCUUUGGAUGAGAACCCAGAUUGGUUACUAACUGUUAAGCAAAACUGAAUAAACUUGUUAUAAUCUUUUUGCCUCUUGUCUUACUAGUUAAUCACACAUGGAGCAAACUCCAGCCAACAGGCCAAGCCCCAUGCUCAAGAACAGCCCAUGCUGCAGCAUGCAUUGGACGGAAGAUUAUCAUUCAUGGUGGAAUGAAUUCAGUUGGUGCUGCUCUUGAUGAUGUGCAUACGUUGGAUACAGGUUAAUAAUACUGUGGUAAAGUUUAUUGGCCUUUGUCUGAACUAAGUCCAAGUCUUUCCUCAGUAUGCAGUCACUGUUGCUGUUGUUUUGUUUUAUAAUAAAAAUUAUAAUUAUAUAGCCAAAUAGCCACUAAAUCACAAACAUUUUCCAAAUUCAAGCAGCAACAUCUGGCUGGGUAUUAUCAUCCAACACUUGCAGACUGUGGGUAUUCUCUACUGUCUGAAAUUAGCCCAAUACGGCUUCCAAAAAAAUUAAUUACUUUUAGUUCAGUGAAUUGACUUGACCUUUAGGCUAAUCCAUUUUGGCAGUGUUACGUACAUUAAUAUUAUCAUUAAACUCUAAUUAUCAUUGCUUCUUAUAGAAACCUUGACGUGGACAAGAGCACAAAUAAAAGGACCUAGUCCGGCUCCACGACUUGACCACACACUUUGUGCUGUUGAGAUUCCAAUAUCAACAGGUAACUGCUGUACCGAACUUGUGGAGCACAAAAUCAUCAUCCACUCGUACAUUUCCUCUCUGACCGAUCUCAACAAAAGGUGAUUUUGCACUACUCUCUUUUACAGCUACUCUGAUUUCAAAUGUCAAUCAAAAAAGGAUAACACUAAUACGAUACUAAAAGAGUCAGAUCGGGUUUAAAUGAGUGUCACGACAUUUCCGGUCACGUUCCGGUCACUGCUAACAAAUUUUAAAAAAUCCUGUCCGAAAAUAAUAGCUCAAUUUAUUUGCUCUAUUUAUUUUCACUUCUAGGUGAUGGUGUAUCUUCACAGGCUAAAACAGAUGGUAGUCUUCCAGUUCUGUUGGUGUUUGGUGGAAUGGACACACAGGGAGAAAUUUUUAAUGACUGUUUAGUGCUGAUGUCAGAAAAUAGUAAUAAAACAUCCAUUAAAUAAGUAAAAUUUGAAAUUGUUAUUGGUUAACGUGUUUGUCCAUAGUAAAUGCUUCUCUUUACUGUUAGGCCUAGGUGAUAAAAGACCGUACAUGUGGAUUAAGUUACAUGUAUAAAGUAGGGAA
Messenger RNA from Porites evermanni, 5913 nucleotides. NCBI's taxonomy places the organism in Eukaryota, Metazoa, Cnidaria, Anthozoa, Scleractinia, Poritidae. The record is from the annotation of a GenBank genome assembly.